AAGGGUAUAGAUGGUACAACAUGUAACCUAGGGAUGUAAUUGAAGAUUUUAGUAGUAAAGGGGAGGCAAGUGAAAGUUUUUAUUUAGUAAGGGGUGGUAAGUGAAAUCAACCAAAUAAUAAUUAAUUAAUGGAAGAUUUAUCGAGGGUUCUUCUUGUCUUAGCCUAGUUGCCACCUUUCCCUUUUCCUAGGAUUCUCUCUCUCUCUUCUUUCUCUCUCCUCCUGGUAACCCAUAAGUCAUAUCUCACUUGCAGUUGUAGAGAGAGAAACACACACUUCAGUCCCACUGCUCUCAUCUUACUUCACACGCACACACCAAACACUACAUCGGUAUCUGUAAAUGCGUCAACUCCCCAUUCUCAAUCAAUGACCCUACGGCCCGACUCCCGCUCCCGGGCCCGAACCCGCAUCGGGAUCCGAACCACCCGCCGCCUAUCCCCUUGCUACCGCCACCCGAACGAACCAAUCACCGGCAUUUGCGCAUCGUGCCUCCGCGACCGCCUCUCCGGCCUCGACACUUCCGCCGCCCCCACUGCUGCAUCUCCGGAGCUCCGCCGAUGCAGGUCGGUGGUCUCGAUUUCCAAAUGCGAAGCCUCCUCUAGCGGCUUGAGCGAGCCGCGGCGCAGGUCCUGCGACGUCGUAUCGUCUGACGGCGGCGGCGGCGGCGGCGGCGGCGGCUCUCUGUCUACUCUCUUCGAUGUGGACGAUUUGAAGAGCGGAUCCGAAACCGAGGCGAGAGUCGAAUCGAAGAAUGUAGGGCUUUCUAGGGUCACUUACACUGUGAUCGAAUCGAAGAAGCAAAAUCAGGACGAGGUGGUUAGGGUUUCGAGUAACAAAUUGGGGGUAUUGGAUGCGGACUGUGUCUACAGUGAUGGGGAAGGUGAAGAUGGUGAAUUCAAGACGAUGAAAGAAUACAUAGAUCUCGAAUUCCCAAACAAGACUAAGAAAUCCAAGGACUUGAAAGAAAUCGCCGGCAAUUUCUGGGGGGCGGCGUCGAUUUUCAGUAAGAAAUUGCGGAAAUGGAGGGAGAAGAACAGUAAGAUGAAGAAGCACAGUGACAGCAGCAAUGGCAAGAGCGGUGUUGGUGACGAUGGCGAUCUGAAGUCUUUCGAAGACAGGCGGAAAUUGGGGGAAAGGCAUUCUGAGAUUGUGGGUAGAAGAAGAUCUUGCGAUACUGAACCUAGGUUCUCCGUUGAUGGUGGUCGGAUUUCGUUUGAGGAGCCGAGAGCUUCGUGGGAUGGGUAUAUGAUUGCAAGGACGAUUCCGAGGCUGGCUCCGAUGUUUUCGGUGGUCGAAAACGGCAUCUUGGGGAAUGUUAACAGCAGGUUUGAGAAUCGUAGAUUGUCGGUUGAUGGUGGGCAGCAAAUGCACUCAAUUAUCGAGGACGAGAGUAGCUCUGGAGCUUCAGGUAAUUCCGAUUCAUCAUCUUCCAUGAGGCAGAGUAGUUCCGAUCGCUCGAGUUCUGUCCAUAGUUUCGCGAAGAAACUGACGAGUUCAGAGAAUGUGAAGCUGGUGAUUACGGAGAAGGAGUUAAAAGAUUGGCAUUUGGGCUGCGGUGUAAACGACGGGCUGGAAAGCUUUGGAUCCGUAUCGAGAAACACCCCUCCCAUUGAAAGUGUCGGUAACUUGAAUGUGCAGGCGAAGAAAUCUGUUCGAUGGCGUAAGGUUUGCAAUGUGUUUGGUCUUAAAGUCAAGAACGGUGGAGAAAAUGUAAUCGAGCCUUGUAUCGAUGAGAACUGUGAGAAGAAGCAAACGGAGGAGGCUGUAAAAGAAAUCGGGGGUUGGAAUCUUGCACGAAGCAGCAGUGUUGUUGGUUCGAGAGCGUCGUGUGACGAUGCCAUAAGGUCGAGUUAUGGUAGGAGAAGUGUCGAUAAUGCGUAUAAUGCUUUCAGGGGUAUGGAGGAUUCUAAGCUGGGAAGAAAUCAGAGUACUAAAUAUUCUUCGGCUGGUCUCGACGAUGGGGUAACGCCGUUUUACAUGACACCGUUGAGGGGAUUGAGGAAUUCCAAAUCUGGAAAAUUCAAGCUGCAGAAUUCACAUUCCGUUGUUGGGAAUAUUCUGCAGUUAAACUGACUGAGGGCCUUUGUCCGUUGAAUAUGGAAGUUUUCCCAUUUGUAUGAAACAAAGUAUGUAAUACUGCUAUCUCGUAACUCUUUGUAGUUCUCUUUAUUAUUAACAUAAAAAAAAAAAAAUCAGUUUUUUUUCUUUUUUU
This is a messenger RNA of Erythranthe guttata (spotted monkey flower), 2211 nucleotides long. Its product is annotated as protein OCTOPUS-like. The record is from RefSeq and is a predicted model, not a curated record. Lineage: Eukaryota; Viridiplantae; Streptophyta; Magnoliopsida; Lamiales; Phrymaceae.